UAAAUAAGACGUCAUCAGGGCCGGCGCCAGCCUCCAAGCCUGACGGGAUUGUGGCGGUCCUGUCUCCCAACUCGGAAGCUACCGCUGCCUCUGGGACGCGCUCAAGAUGGCGACCUCGCUGGGUUCGAACACCUACAACAGGCAGAACUGGGAGGAUGCGGACUUCCCCAUUCUGUGCCAGACGUGUCUUGGAGAAAAUCCGUAUAUCCGAAUGACCAAAGAAAAGUAUGGAAAGGAAUGCAAAAUCUGUGCCAGGCCAUUCACUGUGUUCCGCUGGUGCCCUGGGGUCCGCAUGCGUUUCAAGAAGACUGAAGUAUGCCAGACCUGCAGUAAAUUGAAGAAUGUCUGUCAGACCUGCCUCUUAGAUCUCGAGUAUGGCCUGCCCAUCCAGGUUCGUGACGCAGGACUGUCCUUUAAAGAUGACAUGCCAAAAUCUGACGUCAACAAAGAGUACUACACACAGAAUAUGGAGAGAGAAAUUUCCAACUCUGAUGGAACACGGCCAGUCGGCAUGCUGGGGAAGGCCACCUCCACCAGUGACAUGCUGCUCAAACUAGCCCGGACCACACCCUACUACAAACGGAAUCGCCCCCACAUUUGUUCCUUCUGGGUGAAAGGAGAGUGUAAAAGAGGCGAGGAAUGUCCAUACAGACACGAGAAGCCUACAGAUCCAGAUGAUCCCCUUGCUGAUCAGAAUAUUAAAGACCGGUAUUAUGGAAUCAAUGAUCCUGUUGCGGAUAAGCUUCUAAAACGGGCUUCAACCAUGCCCCGUCUGGACCCACCAGAGGACAAGACCAUCACCACACUCUAUGUUGGGGGUCUGGGUGAUACCAUUACUGAGACAGAUCUAAGAAAUCAUUUCUACCAGUUUGGAGAGAUCCGGACGAUCACUGUUGUGCAGAGACAGCAGUGUGCUUUUAUCCAGUUUGCCACAAGGCAGGCUGCAGAAGUGGCUGCCGAGAAGUCCUUCAACAAACUGAUUGUCAAUGGCCGCAGACUCAAUGUGAAGUGGGGAAGAUCCCAAGCAGCCAGAGGAAAAGAGAAGGAGAAGGAUGGAACCACAGACUCUGGGAUCAAGCUGGAGCCUGUUCCGGGACUGCCAGGGGCUCUUCCUCCUCCUCCUGCGGCAGAAGAAGAAGCCUCUGCCAAUUACUUCAACCUGCCCCCAAGUGGUCCCCCGGCUGUGGUGAACAUUGCGCUGCCACCACCCCCUGGCAUCGCUCCACCCCCACCCCCAGGUUUUGGGCCACACAUGUUCCACCCAAUGGGACCACCCCCUCCUUUCAUGAGGGCCCCAGGACCAAUCCACUACCCUUCUCAGGACCCGCAGAGGAUGGGGGCUCAUGCUGGAAAACACAGCAGCCCCUAGCACAUUCUCACCACUCUGGGGCUACGUGGAAGAAAGGGCACCUAAAAAUCCCAGUAAAUGAAUCUUGGAAUAAAUCUAUUUUUCCUUCCUUUGUAGUUUCCAUGGUAGCUGAAUGUGUUCAGAUGUGGGCAGUUGGAGAGUGGCAGCCAUGCUUUCCUACACGUAUUCAGAGGAUCAGUGGACUUGAAAUAUUGAAUAAACUGCCAUUACCACAUCUGGUUACUGCUUAACAUUACUAAUACAACCUAAUGUCUGUUCGCCUAACCUGUACAGGGGACAGGCACAUGGGUGAAUUGGAAUGUUCCACAGAGUUACUAUCCUAAUAACAUGUUUGUUUUGUAUCUUUUGGGGGAGGGAGGGCAUUGACCUGCGGUAAAGAAACUUUGACCAUUUUUAUGUCCAUUGGAUAUUUUUCUUUUCAUCGUCUAAAAGCAAAGAUGACCAGCACUAAUCACUGUCGUGGCGUGAGUGUGACUGAACUCUCCUGAAGUCACACCCUCAGAAAGUCCAGGAGCAGCCAGCACCCAGCACAGCACAGAGCUCUUCAUCCUGCCCUUUCCAAACUUGAUCCAUUGCUAAAGGAAUCUGAUGGAUAGUUUGACUUCUCUACACCACCGAGAAAAGAUAAAAGCAAAAAUUACUUUUUACUCCUGUCAAUGAGAUGGAAACAGAUUGCAAGGAGCUGUGUGUUACUGAAGAAACCUGGUGUCUGGGACAGAAUUCUCUGAAAGAACUUCCUGUAAAACACUCUCACUGCGAUGAGAAGCCCCGGAGUGUGUUUGAAUGGAAGACUUGUGACCUGCAGCUGGAACUCUGCCCUUCAGCAUGGGCCUGCGUGUGUCUUCAGCGUCGUCUUGUGAUCCUCUCCUAUGGGUAGGGGACUGUCUGUCUGGUCUUAGAAUAUUUGGAUAUAACUGAACUGUAGAUGGUAAGGGAAAGUUGAUGUUAUUUUGUGUUUUUUUGUUUGUUUUUAAAUAAUUAAAA
This is a messenger RNA of Lepus europaeus (European hare), 2353 nucleotides long. It is a transcript of the gene RBM22, whose product is annotated as RNA binding motif protein 22. The coding region runs from base 107 to 1369 and encodes 420 amino acids. Gene Ontology annotation, cellular component: U2-type catalytic step 2 spliceosome; Prp19 complex; U2-type catalytic step 1 spliceosome. The transcript has 11 exons. The record is from RefSeq and is a predicted model, not a curated record. Gene Ontology annotation, molecular function: metal ion binding; pre-mRNA binding; U6 snRNA binding. NCBI's taxonomy places the organism in Eukaryota, Metazoa, Chordata, Mammalia, Lagomorpha, Leporidae.